Besnoitia besnoiti is the source of this 1347-nucleotide messenger RNA. RefSeq names its product putative GTP binding protein 7 isoform 2 family protein. The coding region runs from base 1 to 1347 and encodes 448 amino acids. The record is from RefSeq and is a predicted model, not a curated record. NCBI's taxonomy places the organism in Eukaryota, Apicomplexa, Conoidasida, Eucoccidiorida, Sarcocystidae. The transcript is spliced from 9 exons. Gene Ontology annotation, molecular function: GTP binding; GTPase activity. Gene Ontology annotation, cellular component: mitochondrion.
AUGGCGUCGCGGAACCGCGUCGGGCUCUGGCGGCGGCCUACCGGUCCUGCUUCAACCGACGUCCUGUACCCCGCCUCCGCUCCCGCCUCUUCUUCCUCCUCUUCGGCCGGCGGGGGCGCGUGGAACUUUUCGCCUUCUGCGCAGUCUCUGAGUCCGUGGCAAGCCGGCCCGGGCGACCUCGACGGCGGGCUAGGCCCGAGGCCUCUGGAGCAGUUUGGCGGCGCCGCGCAGGAGAGCGGGGCGCUCGGCGACGGCGUGUCGGGUGUCUAUACACCCCACGGCCGGCGUGCGGAGGAGUGCCUCUUUCCCGACUUCGUGCCCCGAACGGAGUUCAACCUCGACCGAUCUCUCGCGUGGUUUCCGCCGCACAUGAACAAGGCGACGGUCACGAUUGAAAAGCGUCUCAAGCACGUGGAUUGCGUCCUCGAGGUCCGCGACGCGCGUGCGCCGCUGACCAGCGGGAACGCCUUCCUGACCGACAGACUCGCGCGAACCGGAGUGAAGCGGCUAGUGAUUCUCAACAAGGCUGACCUCGUCUCGAAGCGCGACGGCUUGCGCGCCCAGGCGAUUCUUGAAAACGCAGGCCUGCCGUGUCUCCUGACCUGCGCGCCUGAGCUGAAGCGCGUGUCGAAAAUCGUCGAUUUCGCGCUCGAGAACGUGCGGCCCAAGUUCAAAACGAUCGGCGUCUGGGCGCUUCUCAUGGGCUUGCCCAACACUGGCAAGUCUUCGCUCUUGAACGCCAUGAAGCGGCUAGCUCUAAACGCUUCGCGCUACGGCAGCCCCAGCAGCAAGCUCGUCGAGGGCGUCAAGCGAACGCGCGCGAAACAAGGGAAACUACCUGGCCUCACGCGAGAAGUCUCCGCCUUCCAAAUCUCCAACAAGCCGCGGCUCUACUGUUACGACACCCCCGGGAUCAUGCUACCCAAAAUGAAGGACGCCGAAGUGAAUCUGAAGCUGGCGGCUUUGGGCUGCAUUGAAGAUCAUAAGGCAGGGGAGAUGUACGUUGCCGAUUAUAUUCUGUACCACCUCAACCGCAUGCGCUGCUUUUCCUACGUCGAUGUGCUUGGCCUUUCGAGCCCUAGCAAUGACAUUCAGGAGGUCGCUGCUCACAUUUUCGACGUGGCGUACGCCCUCAAGACGAACCGCAGGCGCGUGCCCCCGGCUCCGGACCUCCUCAGCGGCUGCCGCUUCUUCACCGAGAUGUUCCGGGGCGGCAAAUUUGGAUUUUUCUGUCUCGACCAUCUCCCGGCGCCCCAGGGGCUUGACGGCGAGCCGCGCUCACGGAGCGAGCCACCGGGGCCGUGGGGUCCGUGCAGUGCGGGCGCUCCGGUGCCAGGUCUGCUUUAA